UUGUGUUGAUAUUAUCUUGAUUUGGCUAAUGUAGCAUAGCUUUUUUAUAUAUUCUUUUUUCUCUGCUUUUGCUUGAACCAGUGGCGGGCAUGUUACUAGUCUCUACUGCCUUUUGUUUUGUUUUUUUUUUAAAAACUAUCCAAACCCUCUGGUUUUCUUGGCUCUUGGUUCUGAGUUUCUGACAGAAAGUUGAGAGUGAGUGCAAAUUCUAUUCUUGUAUAGGAACCAUGGGGACUUUCACUGAUGUAAACAUUGCAAAAAACAACAACGAUCCUACUUAAGCAUUGCUUCAGUUUGAAUCUCUGCUUACAAACUUCUACCAGCUCCUUACCUGCUUCCUUGGUUCCCUACAUACAAAAGAAGCUGGUUACCUUUCUUGGAGCUGCAACUGAGACAAUGGAAUUCAGGAAAGAGAAGUUUGUUUUGUGUUGUGUAGCCCUGCUCUGCUUGUGGAGUUCUGCAUGUGGAUUGCUUUCACCAAAAGGUGUUAACUUUGAAGUGCAAGCUUUAAUGGGCAUAAAAAAUUUUCUGGUUGAUCCUCAUCGGGUUCUUGACAAUUGGGAUGAGGCUGCUGUUGAUCCAUGUAGCUGGAGUAUGGUCACUUGCACUCCUGAUGGUCUAGUCGUUGGCCUCGGAGCUCCAAGCCAGAAUUUGUCUGGUACUCUUGCACCUACCAUUGGAAACUUGACAAAUCUCCAGCAUGUGCUCCUACAGGAUAACAAUAUAGCAGGACAUAUACCCUCCGAAUUGGGGAAACUUCCCAAGCUUAACACACUUGAUCUUUCUAGCAACUCCUUCUCUGGUCAAAUUCCCAGCAGUCUGUCCCAUGUAAAAAGCCUCCAAUACCUGAGGCUGAAUAAUAACAGCCUCUCAGGACCAAUACCUUCCUCCUUGGCAAACAUGACUCAGCUUACUUUCCUGGACUUGUCUUUCAAUAAUUUGAGUGGUCCUAUGCCGGGGUUCUAUGCAAAAACAUUCAACAUUGUCGGAAACCCAUUGAUCUGUGCCACGGGGAAUGAGCAAGACUGCUCCAGAACAAGACCAAUGCCAAUAUCUUUUCCCUUAAAUAAUUCACAAAGCUCACAACCUUCUGGAAGACCCAAAAGCCACCGAAUUGUUUUAGCCUUUGGCUCAAGCCUAGGCUGCAUCUGUCUACUUAUUCUUGGAUUUGGUUUACUUCUUUGGUGCAGGCAAAGACACAAGCAGCAAAUAUUCUUUGAUGUUAAUGAACAACAUCGGGAAGAAGUUUGCCUUGGAAACUUGAAGAGGUUCCCUUUCAAGGAACUUCAGGUAGCUACUAACAACUUCAGCAGCAAGAACUUGGUUGGAAAAGGAGGUUUCGGAAACGUAUAUAAGGGGUAUCUCCAGGAUGGAACAGUAGUAGCUGUGAAAAGGCUUAAAGAUGGAAAUGCCAUUGGAGGCGAAAUCCAAUUUCAGACUGAAGUUGAGAUGAUAAGCCUAGCAGUUCACCGCAACCUCCUUCGGCUCUAUGGAUUUUGCAUGACAGCGACAGAGAGACUUUUGGUUUAUCCCUACAUGUCCAAUGGUAGUGUUGCUUCUCGCCUCAAAGCCAAACCAGCCUUGGAUUGGGGAACAAGGAAACGAAUUGCUUUAGGAGCAGCUAGGGGAUUAUUGUACUUGCACGAGCAGUGUGACCCAAAGAUAAUUCAUAGGGAUGUUAAGGCUGCAAAUAUACUUCUUGAUGAUUACUGUGAGGCCAUUGUUGGAGAUUUUGGAUUGGCAAAGUUGCUGGAUCACCGGGAUUCCCACGUGACAACAGCUGUGAGAGGCACUGUGGGACAUAUAGCCCCGGAAUAUCUAUCAACUGGCCAGUCCUCUGAGAAAACAGAUGUUUUUGGGUUCGGUAUCCUUCUACUUGAGCUGAUAUCUGGACUGAGAGCUCUCGAAUUCGGGAAGACAGCUAACCAGAAAGGAGCCAUGCUUGACUGGGUAAGAAAAAUUCACCUAGAAAAGAAACUUGAGAUGCUAGUUGACAAGGACCUGAAAAACAAUUAUGAUAGGAUUGAGCUAGAAGAAAUGGCUCAAGUGGCUCUUCUAUGCACUCAAUACCUUCCAAGUCACAGACCCAAGAUGUCAGAAGUGGUUCGCAUGCUAGAAGGUGAUGGACUUGCCGAGAAGUGGGAAGCAUCCCAGAGAGCUGAAGCAACCAGGUCCAGAGCCAAUGAAUUCUCCUCUUCAGAGAGAUACUCUGAUCUUACCGAUGACUCUUCCUUGCUGGUUCAAGCAAUGGAGCUCUCUGGACCAAGAUGACAUGCACCUCUGAGAGAAGGGAGAGAAUCAUAAAUUGUUUAAAAGAAGAAACCUCAAAUGCAUCUUAGGACAGGAACGUGUUGUAUAGUAUUAUAAUACUGAAAACUCUAAAUCUGUCUCAUUUCUGAUUGUACAGAUUUAGAUUAAAAAAACACUGACUUUUAGGUUGAGUGUUACAUUUCCUGCUACUGGUGAGUGAAGAAUUUUCUGGGGAUGUUUUACUGUGAGUUACUUGUAAUAAAAAUGCUUCCAAAAUGAAUUUUA
Messenger RNA from Theobroma cacao (cacao), 2535 nucleotides. Its product is annotated as protein CLAVATA3 INSENSITIVE RECEPTOR KINASE 6-like. The record is from RefSeq and is a predicted model, not a curated record. NCBI's taxonomy places the organism in Eukaryota, Viridiplantae, Streptophyta, Magnoliopsida, Malvales, Malvaceae. Gene Ontology annotation, molecular function: ATP binding; protein kinase activity; protein binding. Gene Ontology annotation, biological process: protein phosphorylation.